Molecule: messenger RNA, 523 nt
Organism: Cydia strobilella
Lineage: Eukaryota; Metazoa; Arthropoda; Insecta; Lepidoptera; Tortricidae
Exons: 1
Coding region: 22-519 (165 amino acids)
Source: RefSeq, a predicted model, not a curated record
GCAGUACACACAUGUAUCCCAAUGGCGUCAGUCGCGUACUUUCUCAUACUACAAGCCGUCACUGUUAUAGCCAAGAAUUGUGGCAAAGCAAAGGCGCCUUUUGAACUAGGGGAGUGGAACGGACACCUGCAGCACCUCGACGCGGCGACCAUAGAGAACAACCCAGUUUCAGCCGCAGAGGGACAAUUCUACGUGUACGAGAACACUUUCCCGAGACACACAAUAAAAUACAUUCACGUCGACAAUGUAGCCCAGAAAACGUGCGGAGCUGUGGCGACCUUAAAAAGGGGAGGAAUUGACGGAUCAUCAGUUCUGAUCAUUCUGCAUGCGGAGUCUAGCCAGGAAAUACGUUCCGUCGUAGACGUGUGGGGCGUGCCUAAGUCGGUCCCGCGUAAGAGAGAGAUGAAGCCGUUGGAAAGAGAGGGAGAGCUGAGGGAUAUGCAGUCGAAAUACUUGUUCAUGAAGGCGCGAGCGCUCAACCAUAAUACUUGGAGUGAUUCGCCGUCUGACACUGAGUAAAAGA